Messenger RNA from Perkinsus marinus ATCC 50983, 670 nucleotides. RefSeq names its product Polyadenylate-binding protein, putative. The record is from RefSeq and is a predicted model, not a curated record. The transcript is spliced from 4 exons. Gene Ontology annotation, molecular function: RNA binding. The coding region runs from base 293 to 655 and encodes 120 amino acids. NCBI's taxonomy places the organism in Eukaryota, Perkinsozoa, Perkinsida, Perkinsidae.
AGUCUUGUUUCAUCCUAAUGUCCGAGACGGAGAAGGAGGAAACAGAGGAAAAGAAAGUAGAAGAGACGGAUGAGGGCAAACCGACGGCCACCAAGCAGUAAUCAUUGGGACGUGCCUGGGAGGGUUCGCUUUAUCAUAGGGACUUACCGGGAGGACUAACUGUAGCGGAUUUCGAGUCAGGCUCAUUCUAACGAUACGUUGUAGUUUUCUUCCGUAUAGUACGUGUGGGAACGAUUACUUCUCGCAGUACUCUAUCACCUGUUUCUCGAGGUACAAAGUUUUCGUGGGUAAUAUGUCAUAUAAUACUACCCAGGAUGCCCUCAAGCAUUUCUUCAAAUGUGUUAAGGAUGAACUAUCAUCGAUUCGACUCCUCACCGAUAAGAAGAGCAAUCAAUCGAGGGGCUGUGCGUUCGUUGAGUUCAGUGGCCCUGGGGCAAUGAAGAAGGCCCUUGCCAUGACCGGUAGCGAACUGAAUGGACGCAAGUUGAGGAUAGAGCCCUCGGCUGCUGGCGGUGGAAAAAGUACUAAGAGAAUGCAACGUAUAAAUCGGAAUAAGAAAGUUGUCGAGCGCGAGAUCAAAAAGAAGAGAAAAGUGUGGGCAGCCAAGAAGAAGACUGAGAAAGAAUCUGCAGAUGUUCAUAAAACUUCAACGUAAUCACCUGUUUCUUCA